Molecule: messenger RNA, 1270 nt
Organism: Silurus meridionalis
Lineage: Eukaryota; Metazoa; Chordata; Actinopteri; Siluriformes; Siluridae
Exons: 12
Coding region: 189-1175 (328 amino acids)
Source: RefSeq, a predicted model, not a curated record
CCACAUUAAACCCAACUGCAAAAUGAAGAGAAUUCUUGUAGAGGGAAAGCCCCAUUUGUGUCUUUUUGCUUUAAGAGACAUAAUACCUGGAGAGGAGAUCACCUAUAAUUAUGGAGAUGGUGACUGUCCCUGGAGAAAUGAAGUGACAAAAUGUGGAACAGAAUCAGAUUGUAUUCGUCCAGCCUCAGAUGAUGCCUCUGGAGAUGAUCACCAUUGCACCCAACAUUCAGAGCCCGAGUCUACUUCCAGCAAACAAGAGACAAAAUGUGGAGCAGAAUCAGUCUGUAUUCAACCAGCUUCAGAUGGUGCCUCUGGAGAUGAUCACCAUUGCACCCAACAUUCAGAGCCUGAGUCUACUUCCAGCAAACAAGAGACAAAAUGUGGAGCAGAAUCAGUCUGUAUUCAACCAGCUUCAGAUGGUGCCUCUGGAGAUGAUCACCAUUGCACCCAACAUUCAGAGCCUGAGUCUACUUCCAGCAAACAAGUUACAAAAUGUGGAACAGAAUCAGACUGUAUUCAUCCAGCCUCAGAUGAUGCCUCUGGAGAUGAUCACCAUUGCACCCAACAUUCAGAGCCUGAGUCUACUUCCAGCAAACAAGUUACAAAAUGUGGAACAGAAUCAGACUGUAAUUAUCCAGCCUCAGAUGGUGCCUCUGGAGAUGAUCACCAUUGCACCCAACAUUCAGAGCCUGAGUCUACUUCCAGCAAACAAGAGACAAAAUGUGGAGCAGAAUCAGUCUGUAUUCAACCAGCUUCAGAUGGUGCCUCUGGAGAUGAUCACCAUUGCACCCAACAUUCAGAGCCUGAGUCUACUUCCAGCAAACAAGAGACAAAAUGUGGAGCAGAAUCAGUCUGUAUUCAACCAGCUUCAGAUGGUGCCUCUGGAGAUGAUCACCAUUGCACCCAACAUUCAGAGCCUGAGUCUACUUCCAGCAAACAAGUUACAAAAUGUGGAACAGAAUCAGACUGUAUUCAUCCAGCCUCAGAUGAUGCCUCUGGAGAUGAUCACCAUUGCACCCAACAUUCAGAGCCUGAGUCUACUUCCAGCAAACAAGUUACAAAAUGUGGAACAGAAUCAGACUGUAAUUAUCCAGCCUCAGAUGGUGCCUCUGGAGAUGAUCACCAUUGCACCCAACAUUCAGAGCCUGAGUCUACUUCCAGCAAACAAGGGUUAACAUUAGGUGAAAUGUUUACUGGAAAUCAGUACCAUAAACUGCAAUCACAAGUUGAAACAAGCAUUUCUCAGCUUGAUGAUGUAAGCAGGGGUGAU